CCACUCCCAUUCCCCUUUUUACUCCGAAGCCCCACCUCUCUCUCUCACACACACGCUUCCCUCUUUCUCUCUCACACACACAUAUUGUAGUGAAAUUGAGCAGGUAGUAGUCAGUCGCCUCUCCUAGUCUUUAUCUGAAAAACCAAAACUGACAUUCUUCAAGCCAACAAGUUUGGAAAAUUUUCUCUCUUAUCACAGAACAGUUCUCUUCCGACAAAUCCUCUGUCUGCUACAGUAAUGGCGGACCAAUUUACCCCUACCUCCUCCCAAAGGAACCGAAUCCCUUCCUCAUCUUUUUAGAUUCUACCAACCGUUUGGAAUAAAAGAUACCGUUCCGAUGGAACUCGCUUAAACCUUCCCUUUUGUUUUUUCAACCACGUGGUGUGUGUGUACGUACUUGCUAUUUCUGUACGGACAUGGAAUUCGCCGAGGAAGUAGGGGAGAGCUCGUCGCCGCCUCGGAGCUACGGCAGCUUCGGAGGCGGCCCAAGCGCCGGAGGAGGAAAUAACGAUGUGAUCAGGAAUGAUGUUUACAAUCGCCUCAUUGAGAAUGGAAAUGAGGAGGCGAUUACUAAUCCUGCUUUCCUCGAGCAGUUGGAAGCUCAUUUUAAUCGCUUGCCUACAAGUUAUGGGCUGGAUAUCAAUAUGGAAAAAGUGGAAGAUGUGUUGUUACAUCAAAAGCUUCUUGCUAGUGCAAAGAAUCCUGACAAUCAACCUGUUUUCCACAUCCGUUUUCUAGAGAAUGUUUGCACUAGAGAUGAUGAUCUUGAUGGUGAACAAAUUUCAAGUGCUCUUCCUUCCUCAUUUCCACGUGAUAGUGUCAAUAAUGGUGUUCACUCGUCAAAUGGCAGGGAUUCUGGGGGUGACUAUGAGACUUGUUCUAAGCUUGAGGAUCUAAAUCUGGAUGUUAGGAAGGAUUCUAAUGAUGUAAACAGGGAAAUUCCUGCUGACAAUUUUACUCAAAGGGAGGAAGCAUCAUGCUUACCAAUUCAUGAGAUAAUAUUUUCAACUCUUGACAAGCCAAAACUUCUCAGUCAGCUGUCUGCUUUGCUCUCUGAUGCUGGACUAAAUAUCCGUGAAGCUCAUGUUUUCUCCACAACAGAUGGAUACUCCUUGGAUGUAUUUGUUGUCGAUGGAUGGCAUUCUGAGGAUACAGAAGGUUUAUACAAUAUGAUGAGAAAAGCAAUUGCUGAAAGUGAGGGGUCAUGGUCUGGUUCUUCGCGAUCUCAGUCAAUUUUGGAGAAAGCUAUUGCUGCACAAAGAAAUUCUGAGGAUUGGGAAAUCGACUGGAGAUUGUUGAAGAUAGGGGAAAAAAUUGCAGCUGGAUCUUGUGGAGAUCUGUAUCGUGGAGUAUAUCUUUGUGAAGAUGUUGCUGUCAAGGUCCUAAGGUCCGAGCAUUUGAAUAACUCUCUGGAGGCGGAGUUUGCUCAGGAAGUUGCUAUUCUCAGACAGGUACAGCAUGACAAUGUUGUACGUUUCAUUGGUGCUUGCACAAAGUUGCCACAUUUAUGCAUAGUGACAGAGUACAUGCCCAGAGGGAGCCUUUAUGAAUAUUUGCAUAAGAAUCAUCCUGCAUUGAAGCUCCCACAGUUGUUGAAGUUCGCAAUGGAUGUCUGCAAAGGAAUGGAGUACCUACAUCAGAAGAAUGUUAUUCACAGGGAUCUGAAGACUGCAAAUUUGCUUAUGGAUACUUCCAAUGUUGUUAAAGUGGCAGAUUUUGGAGUUGCUCGGUUCCAGAACAAUGGUGGGAUUAUGACAGCAGAGACCGGAACAUACCGAUGGAUGGCACCAGAGGUGAUAAACCAUCAACCAUAUGACCAAAAAGCAGAUGUGUUCAGUUUUGCCAUUGUUCUUUGGGAGCUUGUGACGGCCAAGGUACCUUAUGAUAACAUGACUCCUCUACAAGCUGCCUUGGGAGUGAGACAGGGUCUUCGACCGGAACUCCCAAUAAAUGCACAUCCCAAAGUACUAAGCCUGAUGCAGAGAUGUUGGGAAGCCAUUCCUAGCGAACGGCCUUCAUUCAGCGAGAUCAGAAUUGAGCUGGGGGAACUCCAGCAGGAAGUAAAUGAUGCUCGAGAUGCACCUAAUGGCGGCUGAGUAUAUUACAUCAACAUACAAUCGGCAUGGUUCAGUACUAACGAGUGAGUGCUUCUUUAAUUUCCCCCAUCCUUUUCUUUUUUUUGAUACAAGUAUAGAGGUAAAUGGCCCUUAUAUACAUGGCACUGACACACUCGGAAGGAACAUAAGUAUAUCUGUAAUAUAAAUCAUAGUUGGUAUGAUGCAGUUUUGGAGUAGAAAAGCUAACACCAAUUUAUGUACCUGUAAACGGUGUUGAUUGUGAAAGAACAAAGUGAGUGGUUUCCACGGUUUCAGGAAUACAAUUCUCUCAAAAUUUAGAUC
Messenger RNA from Salvia miltiorrhiza (redroot sage), 2399 nucleotides. Its product is annotated as serine/threonine-protein kinase STY8-like. Gene Ontology annotation, molecular function: protein kinase activity; ATP binding. The record is from RefSeq and is a predicted model, not a curated record. Bases 417 to 2096 code for a protein of 559 amino acids. The transcript is spliced from 16 exons. Lineage: Eukaryota; Viridiplantae; Streptophyta; Magnoliopsida; Lamiales; Lamiaceae. Gene Ontology annotation, biological process: protein phosphorylation.